Messenger RNA from Pundamilia nyererei, 1046 nucleotides. RefSeq lists its product as uncharacterized. Bases 1 to 1002 code for a protein of 333 amino acids. The record is from RefSeq and is a predicted model, not a curated record. The transcript is spliced from 9 exons. NCBI's taxonomy places the organism in Eukaryota, Metazoa, Chordata, Actinopteri, Cichliformes, Cichlidae.
AUGGAAGAACCAGUUUGUAUGGAGCAAUAUAAUCAAUCUAAUUUCCAUAUUCCACUGAAUGGGAUGAGAAAUGGGAGAUAUUCAGCAAGGGUGGGUAUGAAUGAAGUUCAGACUUUUGGCAGUUUUCGGAGUUUACGCUCACAAGCUAGGGAUUUUACACAGAGGUCCAUCCACCCACGCUUUGGGGAUUUCAGAAGAGAAAGCCAAUGCAGCCAAUACAGCUCCACUGGGAACCAGUCAAACUGGAAUUCUCCAAUAACCACUGGCUUUGACAGCAGCCAUCAGUUUGAAGACAUGAGCAAUAUGAACGUCCUCCAAACACAAAACGUGAGCUGUGCUACGGAGUCUAAUGACAUGCAGGUUCAUCAGCUAACCUCUCUGCGGGAGAAAGAAGGGGACUUGCUAGACGAUGAGCUUCACAUCUAUUCAGAGCUAGACUCAGACACCAUCCCAGAGCUGGAGGCAAUCAGUAUUUCUGAAGAGGGCUCAUUUCAGGACACACUGGAAGAGCUGGGUCCAAAGUUUCACCAACUGGCUUCUAUAUGCAUGACAGCCAAGGACUCACAACCUAAGGAAAUCCACUCACCAUGUGAUAAUUUAAGAAGGGAAAGCCUGUCUUACCAACACAGCUACCCUCAGAACCAGUCAGAUGGGAAAUCUCCAAUAACCACUGGCUAUGACAGCAGCCAUCAGUUUGAUGAUAUGGGCAACAUGAACGUCCUCCAAUCACAAAACAUGAGCUGUGCUACGGAGUCCAUUGAACUCAUGCCAGUUCGUCAGAAGACAACCUCACUCCCAGAGAAAAAAGGGGACUUCGACAGAGACCUUCACAUCGACGCACAGGAGGGGCACUCCGAUGCCAUCUCAGAGCUGAAUAGGAUCAUUAUUUCUGAAGGUGGUUCAUAUCAGGACACACUGGAAGAUCUGGGCCCAAAGUGCCACCAACUCACUUCUAUUUGCAGCCCAACACAACGACAGGACUCAAGAUAUUACGACAUGUAGUAAACAUUUCUGCUCCAAGUGUGAGGAAGAACAUUCAAUUCCUA